Molecule: messenger RNA, 1206 nt
Organism: Etheostoma spectabile (orangethroat darter)
Lineage: Eukaryota; Metazoa; Chordata; Actinopteri; Perciformes; Percidae
Product: olfactory receptor 1052-like
Exons: 5
Coding region: 1-1206 (401 amino acids)
Biological process (GO): G protein-coupled receptor signaling pathway
Cellular component (GO): membrane
Molecular function (GO): G protein-coupled receptor activity; olfactory receptor activity
Source: RefSeq, a predicted model, not a curated record
AUGAAGUUCUACUUUCAUCUGAUUAAACGGAGCAGCGCAACGUCCUCAGAUUCCCACCCUCCCUCGUUGACCAAUCACAGAUCCAGCGUUGUCAACGGCACUUUGGAGUCUGACGGCGUGACUUUCUUCAUCAUUGAGGGCCUCGCCGGCCUUGGCGAGAAAAAGAUGAUAGUUUUUAUCAUCCUGCUUCUGGGUUACAUCGUCAUCCUGGGAGGAAACAGCAUGAUCAUUUUUGUGGGACUGACUGAUCCGAAGCUCCACUCUCCGAUGUAUUUCUUCCUCUACCACCUCGCCUUCGUGGACAUCGUCUACACCGCAACCACCAUCCCCAAGAUGCUCUCCGGCCUGCUGAUAGACGUGAACACCAUCUCCGUACUGGCCUGCUUCGUUCAGAUGUAUUUCUUCUUCAUGCUGUCAGUUACUGAGUACGCCAUCCUGACCGUCAUGGCGUACGACCGCUACGUGGCCAUCUGCCACCCGCUGCGCUACACCGCCAUCAUGACUCGGACCGUCCGGCUGCUCCUCGUCGCCGGAGCCUGGAGCUUCGGCGCGGUCUGCACGCUGCCCGCCACCUCCAUGACCUGGCAGCGGACUUACUGCGGCCCGAAUGUAAUAACACAUGCCUGGUGCGACCUGUCGUCUGUGAGGCGGCUGGUCUGCGGCGACACCAAGGCGGAUAACAUUGUGUCCAUUUCCUUCGCCAUAGUGGCGCUGCUGAGCACCGGAGUCCUCAUCCUCACAUCCUACGUCCUGAUUGGUGUUUCCAUAUCGAGGAUGAGUGUUGCCCAGAGGCUGAAGGCCUUCGGGACGUGUGCCGCCCACCUGACCGUGGUGUCCAUCUCUUACAGCUCGGCCUCGUUUGUUUACAUCUCCUACCGGGUGGGACGCUUUUCACCAGAGGAACGUAUCAUUGUGGCUGUGAUGUUCUCUGCUCUGACUCCUUUCCUGAACCCGAUGAUCUACAGUCUGAGGAACAAGGAGCUCCGAGAGUCCAUCAGGAGGACUCUGAGGAGGCUCAGAACUGCUGCUGUGUUUCCCCGCUACAUCUCCCUGAACCUGUCCCUGAACCUGACGGAGCAGCGCUACAUCUCCCUGAACCUGUCCCUGAACCUGUCCCUGAACCUGUCCCUGAACCUGACGGAGCAGCGCUACAUCUCCCUGAACCUGUCCCUGAACCUGACGGAGCAGCGCGGCGUCUCACGGUAA